AUUGGAAUGUCCGGCCAGAAGAUUUUUCCAUAUAAAAUUGUCAAUUGGUUUUAUUUUUACUUUAGUAUUAUUCAAUCGAUAGUGUAAGAACAUUUGGUUUUUUUUUUUUCAAAUAACAAACGAACAGAGACUUACCUACCGGCACAAGACACAUCACACAAGUUAGUAGUUACAACUGCACCUCACCCGAAGCAACUGCUGUAUUGCCAGUGGAAAAGUAAAACAUUAAUAAUACUUAUUAUACCUAGACCAAGAUGAAGUCGUUGUUGAACGUUGCGUUUUGUUUUAUCACUUUUUUCCACAGUCUUUCGGCAGAACGUAUGGCCGGUUUCGAGGACACGGUCCAGAAGAAGGCCACCAACGCCAAAGUGUUCCUGGACAUGACCGCCGACGGCACCAGCAUCGGUAGAAUAAUCAUUCAACUGAGACAUGACAUAGUUCCCAAGACGGCGGAAAACUUCCGAGUGCUGUGUACCGGCCAACAGGGAUUCGGCUACAAGGGAAGCAUCUUCCAUCGCGUCAUCCCCGGCUUCAUGUGCCAAGGAGGAGAUUUCACCAACCACAACGGCACCGGAGGCAAAUCGAUCUACGGGAAGAAAUUCAAAGACGAAAACUUCACGUUGAAGCACACCGGACCGGGUGUUUUGUCCAUGGCAAACUCCGGACCCAACACGAAUGGCAGUCAGUUUUUCAUCACCACCGCACAGACGGAAUGGUUGGACGGCAAGCACGUGGUCUUCGGUCAUGUCGUCGAAGGCAUGGACGUGUUGAUGAAAAUCGAAUCUUUGGGAAGCAACACUGGCGUGACCAAAAAGAAAAUCGUCAUUGCCGACUGCGGAGAACUCGAAUAACUGCCAUUAAUGUUACUAUAAUUUUCGUCAAGUUUUUAAUUAUUAAUAUUAUUUUUUUUUUUUUUUGUUCAGUAAGUCGCAAAAAACUAAAAUUUAAAAAAAUAUGUGUUCUCUAGUCGUAUAAACGCAAUUCAACAAUAACGUUACUACGCGUUAUCAUUCUUGUUUUAAAAAUUCUUUGAUCACAAUGUAUUGUGUUAACAGUGGCCAAAAAAAUAACUAAUAAAUAGCAAUACAAUUUUACCGUUAUAA
Adelges cooleyi (spruce gall adelgid) is the source of this 1103-nucleotide messenger RNA. Its product is annotated as peptidyl-prolyl cis-trans isomerase-like. The transcript has 4 exons. The record is from RefSeq and is a predicted model, not a curated record. NCBI's taxonomy places the organism in Eukaryota, Metazoa, Arthropoda, Insecta, Hemiptera, Adelgidae. Gene Ontology annotation, biological process: protein folding; protein peptidyl-prolyl isomerization. The coding region runs from base 255 to 851 and encodes 198 amino acids. Gene Ontology annotation, molecular function: peptidyl-prolyl cis-trans isomerase activity.